UUACGCCAGGACAGAUCCUCACCCGCGAACUCUGCGCAAGAUUGGAACGUCCAUUAACAUCUGACCCUUGCCCGCCCACCACAUCCGUGGCAUCUCUGUGCUCCAGAGAGGAAGCAGGUCUUGGGGUGCAUCAUGAUUUCAUCGUUCUUAGUGCUGGCCGUUGGUGCCUGCCUUAGCAACUCCUUAGUGCCAGAGAAAGAGAAAGACCCCAACUACUGGCGCGUCCAGGCUCAGCAGACCCUGAAGAAUGCCUUGGAACUCCAGAAUCUCAACACCAAUGUGGCUAAGAACGUCAUCAUGUUCUUGGGAGACGGCAUGGGCGUUUCCACGGUGACAGCCGCCCGCAUCCUCAAGGGCCAGCUCCACCACAGGCCUGGGGAGGAGACCAGGCUGGAGAUGGACCACUUCCCCUUCGUCGCCCUUUCCAAGACAUACAACACCAACGCUCAGGUCCCCGACAGCGCAGGCACUGCCACCGCCUACUUGUGUGGGGUGAAGGCCAAUGAGGGCACCGUGGGGGUGAGCGCAGCGACUGAGCGCUCCCAGUGCAACACCACUCAGGGGAACGAGGUCACGUCCAUCCUGCGCUGGGCCAAGGACGCUGGCAAGUCUGUGGGCGUCGUGACCACCACCCGAGUGAACCAUGCCACACCCAGCGCUACCUACGCCCACUCCGCCGACCGGGACUGGUACUCGGACAACGAGAUGCCCCCGGAGGCCCUGAGCCAGGGCUGCAAAGAUAUUGCCUACCAGCUCAUGCACAACAUCAAGGACAUUGAGGUGAUCAUGGGGGGUGGCCGGAAGUACAUGUUCCCCAAGAACAAAACAGACGUGGAGUAUGAGAUGGACGACAAGGCCAGGGGCACGAGGCUGGAUGGCCUGAACCUCAUCGACAUCUGGAAAAGCUUCAAGCCGAGACACAAGCAUGCCCACUACAUCUGGAACCGCACUGAGCUCCUGGCCCUUGACCCCCGUGCUGUGGACUACCUCUUGGGUGAUUGCUUGUCUCUCCCCAAGAAAGGCUACUUGGUCUGGAGAGGGAUGAAGGGUAGGGGUACCUACGGAUCUUCCCCACCUCUCUCCUCACUGGAAGGCUUUGUCUUAAUGUCCCUAGGAGGCAGAAUUGACCACGGACAUCAUGAGGGCAAAGCCAAGCAGGCCCUGCACGAGGCGGUGGAGAUGGACCAGGCCAUAGGGCUGGCAGGGACCAUGACCUCUCUGGAGGACACGCUGACUGUGGUCACGGCUGACCAUUCCCAUGUCUUCACCUUUGGUGGCUACACCCCCCGUGGCAACUCCAUCUUUGGUCUGGCUCCCAUGUUGAGUGACACAGACAAGAAGCCCUUCACUUCCAUCCUGUAUGGCAACGGACCUGGCUACAAAGUGGUGGGCGGGGAGCGAGAGAACGUCUCCAUGGUGGACUACGCACACAACAACUAUCAGGCCCAGUCGGCCGUGCCCCUGCGUCACGAGACCCACGGCGGGGAGGACGUGGCCGUCUUCGCCAAGGGCCCCAUGGCCCACCUGCUCCACGGUGUCCACGAGCAGAACUACAUCCCCCACGUGAUGGCCUACGCGGCCUGCAUCGGUGCCAACCGCGACCACUGUGCCCCGGACAGCUCAGCGAGCGGCCCCUCGCCGGGGCCCCUGCUGCUCCUGCUGGCCCUGCUCCCCAUGAGCACCUUGUUCUGAGGCCCCAAGGCCUGGGCACACACCAGUCAUGAGAGAUGGCCACCUCCCUCUCCCUGCACUGCCCUCCUGCUGGCAGCCCACACCUCCAGGGGUGGGGAGGCUUGAGUGGCCUCCACAGCUGCCUCAGAGGGGACCCAGGAAACCAAAGCCUGCCACCGCCUGGCCGGGCUCUGCAAUACCAGGCCGGACCGCUCCUGGCUCCCCAUCCCACCGCCCGGCUUCUGCUCCCUCCCCAUCACCUCUCGGCCAACAGGGUGGGUGGCUCUUGAGCAUACAGACAGCAAGUACAGACUGCAGAAUUCUCAAAGCAUCUUAUUUUUCUAGCAAACAUACUUCUCCAGACCUGGAGGCCCUAGAGCCUCUAUGGAACAUUCCAGAUCUGACCCUCCUCCCCCACUGCUGUCCUCCUCCCUGGCCCCGGAAGCCACCAAUGUCCUACUAUGCUUCUGUCACUGCCUUCAAGCCCAGCCCUGCUACAGGGGAGACCAAAUCCCUCUCGCAAGAAGAAGUCUGCUCCCUAACUCAUUCCAAGGCCAUUCAGGUGCCCAGGAAGUCAUUCUUGGGACUGGCCCCCAACUCAGGGUGGCCAAGCUGGGAGAGCAGGCCUGGCGGGCUGACACUUCCCGGCUCCCAGCAGCAAGCCAGCCCCUCCCUGAAGCGACUCUCCUGUUUGGAAUGGCCACAAAAAAAAAUUCUCUUUUUGGUGUUGGUUAAAAGGGAACUCCAAACAUUUAAAUAAAACUUUCCAAAUAUUUCUGA
This is a messenger RNA of Echinops telfairi (small Madagascar hedgehog), 2451 nucleotides long. It is a transcript of the gene ALPL, whose product is annotated as alkaline phosphatase, biomineralization associated. Gene Ontology annotation, biological process: dephosphorylation. Bases 133 to 1692 code for a protein of 519 amino acids. NCBI's taxonomy places the organism in Eukaryota, Metazoa, Chordata, Mammalia, Afrosoricida, Tenrecidae. Gene Ontology annotation, cellular component: plasma membrane. The transcript has 11 exons. The record is from RefSeq and is a predicted model, not a curated record. Gene Ontology annotation, molecular function: alkaline phosphatase activity.